Arabidopsis arenosa is the source of this 500-nucleotide messenger RNA. The record is from the annotation of a GenBank genome assembly. Lineage: Eukaryota; Viridiplantae; Streptophyta; Magnoliopsida; Brassicales; Brassicaceae.
CUCAGUCUCAGCUCUCAAGUCCAAACACUCUCAUUUUUCUCCUUUCUUCAAAUCCACAGAGAUCUCUCCUCAUUCAUGGCUCCAAUUGCUGUCGGCGAUGUUGUACCAGACGGAACCAUCUCAUUCUUCGAUGAAAAUGAUCAACUUCAGACCGCCUCCGUUCACUCUCUCGCCGCCGGUAAGAAAGUCAUUCUCUUUGGUGUCCCUGGUGCUUUCACUCCCACAUGCAGCAUGAAGCAUGUGUCUGGUUUCAUUGAGAAAGCAGAGGAACUAAAAUCAAAUGAUGUUGAUGAUAUCAUUUGCUUUAGUGUGAAUGACCCAUUUGUGAUGAAGGCAUGGGGAAAGAUAUACGCUGAGAACAAGCAUGUGAAGUUUGUAGCUGAUGGGUCUGGAGAAUACAUGAACCUUCUCGGACUUGAGCUUGACCUCAAAGACAAGGGCCUUGGUGUUAGGUCCCUUGUUUCAACUUGAAACGAUGUCGAUGACGAUGUCAAAUCUUC